Molecule: messenger RNA, 2760 nt
Organism: Enhydra lutris kenyoni (northern sea otter)
Lineage: Eukaryota; Metazoa; Chordata; Mammalia; Carnivora; Mustelidae
Product: chromosome unknown C11orf87 homolog
Source: RefSeq, a predicted model, not a curated record
AUGGGUUUGGGGGUGGUGGGGCUGGGGUUGGAAGCGCCCAGGCCCAGGGUCUUGAGUGGGAGCGAGCCUCAUGAGGGACCAGCACUGCGGUUCCUCAGGAGAGAAGCCAAACCUGCAAGUGAAGAGCUGAAGCGGCUCAAACAGGACAGGGGUCAGGCGGUCAUCACCUGCCCAGGGACACAUGAGCAGCGCAGGGGACGAAGUACCGCAGAGGACCUUGAGACUUCGGGUUGUAGAGACGCCAGCUGCCCCUUCACACCCUUCUGGAGCUGCUCGCGAUCCCCAGACGCACAGGCCCCAGCAGGACAGGCAUAUUCCAGUGGCGCAGUCUUAUCGCUGGGACGGAAGGCAAAGACACGCAGCCAGGAGAACCGAUUGCAUUUCUGCGAGAUGCCACCAAAUUCGGUUCAGCAGCCACUCAAUUUGGCCACGGCUUUUUUGGAUCCUGACCCCCUGCAGACCUUUCUCCAGGCACUCGGGACCAUGCUGGGUGUAGCAGGAUUCUGCACCAAGAGAACCGGCUGUGAGCUGAGCUCCCCGAAGCGGCGGCGGCGGCAGCAGCGAGGCUUGGUCUCUGGCCCCUUCACUCCGCGCCUUCUGCAGCCGCCACUGCAGCCGCGCGGCGGGGGCUCCCUCCCUGCAGCCAGCUGGUGGCCCCAGGUAAGGGACGCGGUGCGGCUGAAGGUUCCAGGCUGCUGGGUGGUGGGGCGCGAGCGGGUCGGACAGCCCCGGCGGCCUGCGCAGGCACCCCUGGCCAUAGCUUCGGCCCCCACCCUGCCCAGACCCGGCUUGCGCGCCUCGUCUGUGCUCCGCAGUGCAACAGUUUGCAGCUGCCUCUCGAGCACGGCAAGGGGGCUCUGCUGUGUGCUGCGGGUCUACCUGGCUCUGGUCCCCGGGAAGAGCCUCGGGCUGGGGUUGGGGAGGCCGGAGGGAAGAGGCGGAGUGGGAUGUGGUUGCUGUGGUGCCCCCUUGGGAAUGGGACUUAAGGGGCCUGAAGCCGGCCGGGGAAGAGGAGUCUGGAGGGGAAGGGAAGAGAAGGCAGUACUGCGCACCCGGAGCCCGCUUGUUCGGCGCUUGGGGGUGGGUGCUGGGAAGGCCUGUUCUCUUUGCAGCGUGGUGCCUUGGGAGAGGAAAAGGGCGCGCGGACACGCGUUCCAGGCGGGGCCAGAGAGGACCUCCUGGGCACCGCUCGCUUCCUGGCCGGCUUGCUUGUCCGCGGUUGCUCUCUCAGCCCUUCGCUCGCGCGUGCAUCCCCUCCCGCACCAGGGAGUAGUUUUGGGUGGCGUGGGCUCGUCCUCUUCUUUCCUGGUGGGACGGUUGCCCAAGAGAGGAAGUCUGGUGGGCCCGGCCCCUCCCAGCCCAGCGCCGAUGAGUGCCAGGGCGCCCAAGGAGCUGAGGCUGGCCCUGCCGCCGUGUCUCCUCAACCGGACCUUUGCUUCCCCCAACGCCAGCGGCAGUGGCAACGCGAGCGCCCGUAGCCCGGGCGCGGGCGGCAGCGGUGGCGGCACCUGCAUCACGCAGGUGGGACAGCAGCUCUUCCAGUCCUUCUCCUCCACGCUGGUGCUGAUUGUCCUGGUCACCCUUAUCUUCUGCCUCAUCGUGCUGUCCCUCUCCACCUUCCACAUCCACAAGCGGAGGAUGAAGAAGCGGAAGAUGCAGCGGGCGCAGGAGGAGUACGAGCGGGAUCACUGCAGCAGCAACCGCGGCGGCCGGGGGCUGCCACCGGUGGGCGGCCAGGCCCCCACCCAUGCGAAAGAAACCCGGCUGGAGAGGCAGCCCCGGGACUUGGCCUUCUGCACCCCCUCCAACGCCUCCUCUUCGUCUUCGUCCCCUGGCCUUCCACGCCAGGGUCCCUGUGCCGCUCCACCUCCCCCGCCGGCCCCCAGUCCGCAAGGAGCACACGCGGCCUCCUCCUGUUUGGACACAGCUGACGAGGGCCUUUUGCAAACGGUGGUCCUGUCCUGAUUGUUUAGCCCCCGCCUUCCCCUUCCUCAUUUCCAGCAUCUUUGCCGUCCUUGCUUUUUCCCUCCAUCUUUCUUCUUCCACUUUUCUCUCCCCCCCCCCCCCCUUUCCCUGUCUGCCCUCCCCUUUCUCUGUUCCUCCUCCGCCGAGGCACUGUGCGGCAUUUGUAAAUACUGGGCGAGGAAAGUCUCAAAGAAGAAAUAAUGCUGAUAAUACUUUAUUAUUAAUAUUUAUAGUAAUUAUAUACUAAUAACACAAUCCAAGCGCAUGACAAAUCACCUAAUUUCUCAUUGUUGAUGAAGGAUGCGUCUUCCCUCUCCACCCUGCGCCCUCCCCCCCACAAUAAGGAGAAGAAACCGCACAAGCUACCAAAUAUUUUUAAAAAGGCGUUGAUUCCUGGAGCAAAGGGAGGGGAGGGGGCCUGGUGUGUUGUACAUAGCUGUCAAGUUAAGGUUCACUUACCUUCCCCCCACCCCCAAGCUUUCACUUUUCCUUCAGCUUCCCUCCCUUCCCCAUAUCCACCCUCCGCUGGGCUCAGGCAAUACUAUAUGAUAAAGAAAACGUCUACAUUAAGCACCAGAACUACAAGAGGCCACAGAGACAGUCCCAGAAAAAUGUGUGUGACAUGUACCCAUCUCUGGCCAGCCCUCUUCCUCAGCCCUUAGUUAACCAUUCCCCUUUCUAGGACCAGGCAUUUAAAUUUACUUUUAGAAAUGUCCCUCGUUGGCUGAAAAUCUUUAAAUGAGUUGAAAGAAAGAGGAAAAAAAAGAGAAAGAAAGAAUGAAAGAAAAAAAGAAA